UCAGUGUGAGGUACAUGGAUCCGGCAAAUAGUGAGAUGUCAAGUGAGCUGCUUCAAGCUCAAGCUCAUGUCUGGAACCACAUAUUCAAUUUCGUCAACUCUAUGUCACUGAAAUGUGCUAUUGAACUAGGCAUCCCAGACAUCAUCCACAACCAUGGCAAGCCCAUGACUCUUCCCGAGCUGGUUGCUAAGCUCCCAGUCCACCCAAAAAAGACCCAGUACGUGUACCGUCUCAUGCGUGUUCUUGUUCAAUCUGACUUCUUCGCUGCGCAAAGAGCCCAACAGAGUGAGGAAGAAGAGGGGUAUGUGCUUACGCAUGCCUCUCGGCUCCUCCUAAAGGAUGACUCCUUGAGCGUAAGGCCCUUCUUGCUUGCCAUGCUCGACCCAACUUUAACUAAACCAUGGCAUUAUGUGAGUGCUUGGUUUCAAAACGAUGAUCCCACUCCGUUUGACACUGCGAACGAGCGGACAUUAUGGGAUUAUGCUGGCCAUGAACCUCAGCUCAACUAUUUCUUCAACGAAGCCAUGGCUAGUGAUGCUCGCUUAGUCACUAGCGUGCUGGUUAAGGAGGGCAAGGGCGUAUUUGAAGGGUUGAAUUCAUUAGUUGAUGUAGGGGGUGGCACGGGAACAGUGGCUAAGGCCAUUGCCAACGCUUUCCCACAGUUGAACUGCACUGUGUUAGAUCUCCCCCAUGUGGUUGCUGGCUUGCAAGGGAGCAAGAACUUGAACUACUUCGCCGGGGAUAUGUUUGAGGCAAUUCCUCCUGCAGAUGCAAUUUUACUCAAGUGGAUAUUGCAUGACUGGAGCGAUGAGGAAUGCGUGAAAAUACUAAAGCGAUGCAGGGAAGCAAUUCCGAGCAAGGAAAAGGGAGGAAAGGUGAUUAUCAUAGACAUGAUGAUGAAGAACCAGAAAGAAGACUGCAAGUCCAGGGAAACACAGCUGUUCUUCGAUAUGCUGAUGAUGGUUUUGGUCACGGGUAAAGAGAGGGAGGAGAAAGAAUGGGAGAAGCUUUUCUUGGAUGCUGGUUUCAGUCACUACAAGAUAACACCCAUUUUGGGUUUGAGGUCGCUCAUCGAGGUUUAUCCUUGAUGUUGUAAUUGCAGCUAAUAUGGAAAAUCUAAGGGGAUGGAAUUAAUAAAAUCUGCUGAAAAAGAUAAAAAUUAAUUAGGGUGGUUCUAUUCGGAUUAUUUGGGCAUAAGAAAUAUAUGUUGUAUGGAUUUCAGUUAUAAUAUUUGUUAAGCUAUGAAUUUCUUCAUA
Vitis riparia (riverbank grape) is the source of this 1256-nucleotide messenger RNA. Its product is annotated as trans-resveratrol di-O-methyltransferase-like. The transcript is spliced from 2 exons. Gene Ontology annotation, biological process: methylation. The record is from RefSeq and is a predicted model, not a curated record. NCBI's taxonomy places the organism in Eukaryota, Viridiplantae, Streptophyta, Magnoliopsida, Vitales, Vitaceae. Gene Ontology annotation, molecular function: S-adenosylmethionine-dependent methyltransferase activity; protein dimerization activity; O-methyltransferase activity. Bases 15 to 1088 code for a protein of 357 amino acids.